GAGGAGGAGCUCGCUGUAAUGCAUUUCGCCAGCCUCAUUCACUACACAGACAGACAGAAUGCAGCAGAAUCACUAUCUUUAACAUACCCCCUUCAAACAAUUAGAAUAAUACUGUUUGGGGGAGAAACUGGAAAAAUAAAAAUAAAACUUACCAAUUUAGCAAGAUGGUGUCCUGGAUCAUCUCAAGAUUAGUGGUGCUAAUAUUUGGGACACUGUACCCAGCCUACUCUUCAUACAAGGCGGUAAAAACGAAGAAUGUUAAAGAAUACGUGAAGUGGAUGAUGUACUGGAUAGUCUUUGCGUUUUUCACAACAGCGGAAACGCUCACAGAUAUCAUUCUUUCUUGGUUUCCAUUUUAUUUUGAACUGAAGAUUGCCUUUGUCAUCUGGCUGUUGUCCCCCUACACAAAAGGCUCCAGUGUGCUCUACCGGAAGUUUGUCCACCCAACGCUGUCCAAUAAGGAAAAGGAGAUUGAUGAGUACAUUACCCAGGCCAGGGACCGGAGCUAUGAGACUAUGAUGACGUUUGGAAAGAGGGGACUCAAUCUAGCAGCCAAUGCCGCUGUCACUGCAGCUACCAAGGGUCAGGGCGUCCUCUCAGACAAGCUGCGCAGUUUCAGCAUGCAGGACCUGACGCUGAUUCACGACGAGGAGACGGUGCACCAGCGCAGCUCAGACCCACCCAUGCACACGUCCACCAGCAGCCUGCUGGAGACCAUGGCCGACUCCAGAGGGGGGGGCAGCGCUGGCCGUGGGAAAGCCCAACCAGUGGAGCUACAUCACAGUCAGAAGCUGGACGGGGACCAAUCAGACACGAGGACAGAGCAGUCUGAUGAGGACGCUGCGGACAGAGCCCCGAAACGCACACAGAGCGUGAAGACGGUGAAGAAAACCACAACGAAAACAGAGCCUCAGACAAAAACCGUGAAGAGGCAGCCAAAGAAAAAGACAACAACGGCACCCAGCAGCAACGAAACGGCGUGAGGUCCUUGGAGAGCGCGAGGGGGCUGUCCGCCUGUCCGCCUGUCUGUCUGUCUACCUGCCUUCCGCACGCCCACCCACAUACACACUGCUGAACUACCCCGGCUUCCAGAGGGGCUGAGAUCACACCACUGUUGAGAUGACCCGGGGGUACUGGAUGCUGCAGCAAGCACAAGAGAAGCUGGAGGUGGUUUAUAAAACAGUUUGGUAAUUUGCUUUGAGUUCCGGAUCUUGUCCGGGAUUCAUUUGAGAACUAUUAGCGACCCCUUGUUUUAAAGUUAGGGCCCUCAACAAAGGAAAGUGAGCUUCUUACCAGAAAGUGCUUAGCAUGCUGCCAUUAUUUGAGGGCCUCAUCUUUUGGCUAUAAAAUGAAUACAUGUUUUGUGUAAAUUUAAGCAACAUAACGUAAGCAAAAAUGAGGGUACAUUUUAGGUUUUUAGUUGAAAAAAGGGAGUAUGUUUACUCAGUAGAGUGGUAUUACAUACAAUUAUGUUUUUUAGUUUGGGAAAUAAGUUAAUGUAAUAAAUUAAAAUCAAUUUUGUUUAUAUAUCUAGUAGUAUAGGGCAUAACUUAUAUCCAAAGUGGGUCUUAAGUUUGAAAAAUCAGGCUGAACAAACCGUAGAAAUAUCAUAUUUAAUCCAACUACGCUGUGUUGUUAUAAAUCAAUGUGACAUGAGGCAUAAAUGCGCAGCAGAAAUAUAAUAACCCAAUAUAUAUGCAUUGUUAGUGGGAUAAAGAAACCCACGGCUACAGCAAAAUGUUAAUAUCAGAUUGAUAUUGUUUACUGUGAAGCAGUUUAGCAAAUUGUAACCAGGCACAGCUGUCAGCUAGGAUUUUGUUUUUAAUGAUAGAGAAACCUACUUAUAAUUUAGAAAAUGUUUUCGGGGUUAUUUCAGAUUUGUAAACAAGCAUCGUUUGGUCUGCUUUCCUGAUAAUCAUUCAUCAGUCACGGAAAUUGACUUUAUUUAUACAAGUACUAUAUAUUAUAUUUGUAUAUAUGCUGUAUAUGUAUAUGUACAAUCAUGCCCUGCAUAUACUGUAUGUACCAUGUGUACUAGUUAUGUGUCUUUAUAUAUAUAUAUAUAUAUAUAUAUAUAUAUAUAUAUAGCAUAUACAGUAUACACAGGCAGUUAGAUAUAAUAUACAAUCAUGUAAAUGUAUGUAGAUGCAGCAACAUAUAUAUACAGUAUAUAUACUCUAUAUGGUCAUUCAUUUGAGAAGUCUUCUGUUGUAAAUGUCUAUUUAGUCCUGUUACAUAAUAAUUAUUUUGUUAAUAUCGGUAUAGUUUCAAUCCAAUGUACUUCGAUAUGCUGUAGUGAACGGUUUAUAUUAUUAGUGUAAGGAAAAGCAAUGGAUGUGGCGUCAGAGUAAAAGGCAGAUCAUGACAGAACGAGAUAAGAAGAAAUACCACAAAGCAAAUGAGUGAAAAAGAAACAUUUUGAUUCGUUUGUUUGAAAAGAACAAAAAGACAUAUCGGCUGAAGCAUCAGUUGGGUUUCCUCCGCUGUACUUCCUGCAUUGCUGCACUUCAGAUACCUGGAGCGCAAUCCGUUUUUAUUGAGGAUUCAGAUUUUCACUUGGGAGUGAAGAUAGCUGAGAGGGAUGAUGUUACAGGGAUGAGAGCGUUCAGAUUUUCACUUGGGAGUGAAGAUAGCUGAGAGGGAUGAUGUUGCAGGGAUGAGAGCGUUCAGAUUUUCACUUGGGAGUGAAGAUAGCUGAGAGGGAUGAUGUUACAGGGAUGAGAGCGUUCAGAUUUUCACUUGGGAGUGAAGAUAGCUGAGAGGGAUGAUGUUACAGGGAUGAGAGCGUUCAGAUUUUCACUUGGGAGUGAAGAUAGCUGAGAGGGAUGAUGUUGCAGGGAUGAGAGCGUUCAGAUUUUCACUUGGGAGUGAAGAUAGCUGAGAGGGAUGAUGUUACAGGGAUGAGAGCGUUCAGAUUUUCACUUGGGAGUGAAGAUAGCUGAGAGGGGUGAUGUUACAGGGAUGAGAGCGUUCAGAUUUUCACUUGGGAGUGAAGAUAGCUGAGAGGGAUGAUGUUACAGGGAUGAGAGCGUUCAGAUCUUCACUAAGUUUCCAACUUGUGUUUUUGUGUGUUUUGAUGAAAUAACUAUGUAACACAAUUUUUGUUCCUGGGUAGUAAGUGUUAUUUCCUAAUUGCUUAUGCCUCAAAAGUAUAGAAAAUGGCUAUUAUUCCCCACAAACUUUGCUUUUGUGACCAGGACAGUGAUAUUUUGAAAUUUACCUAUUUCCAAUGAGAAAACGGGCGAAUUUGUGUCUUUUCGUUCACAUAAAGUCAGAAAAAAACAACAUAUGAAUCCAAAUUAACAUGUAUUUAUACUAAAGUAAUACAAAAAUGACUACAAAAGAUUUAGAAGUGAGUAGUUUUUCGAGAUUUACGAUUAUACUGUAAAUCACUUUCAUGAAUCAGCCCCCAAAUGUAGUCUCCCAUCAUGUUCUCGUUAUACUGUCCUUGGUAGCGGCGUUCAAAGUCCAGUAUAUCCUGGUGGAAGCGCUCGCCUUGCUCCUCCGAGUACGCUCCCAUGUUCUCCUUGAAUUUAUCAAGAUGAGCAUCAAGGAUAUGGACUUUGAGGGACAUCCUACAGCCCAUUGUGCCGUAGUUCUUCACCAGAGUCUCAACCAGCUCCACAUAGUUUUCGGCCUUGUGAUUGCCCAGGAAGCCCCGAACCACUGCGACAAAGCUGUUCCAAGCCGCUUUCUCCUUACUAGUGAGCUUCUUGGGGAAUUCAUUGCACUCCAGGAUCUUCUUUAUCUGUGGUCCGACGAAGACACCGGCUUUGACCUUUGCCUCAGACAGCUUAGGGUAGAAGUCUUGAAGGUACUUGAAGGCUGCCGACUCCUUAUCUAGAGCUCUGACAAAUUGUUUCAUAAGGCCCAAUUUGAUGUGCGGUGGUGGCAUCAGCACCUUCCGGGGGUCCACCAGUGGCUCCCACUUGACGUUGUUCCUCCCCAUAGAGAACCCGGUCUGCUGUGGCCAGUCCCGCCUGUGGUAGUGCGCCUUGGUGUCCCUGCUGUCCCAAAGGCAAAGAUAGCAGGGAAACUUGGUAAAACCGCCUUGGAGACCCAUCAGGAAUGCCACCAUUUUGAAGUCUCCUAUGACCUCCCAGCCGUACUCAUCAUACUUCAAGGCGUCCAGCAAGGUCUUGAUGCUGUUGUAAUCCUCUUUGAGGUGCACCGAGUGAGCCAGGGGAAGAGACGGGUACUUGUUACCAUUAUGGAGCAGCACGGCUUUGAGGCUCCUGGAUGAGCUGUCAAUGAAGAGGCGCCACUCAUUCUGGUUACAGGCGAUUCCGAUUGCCUCGAACAGACUGGUCACAUUGUGGCAGAAGCAGAGCCCAUCUUGACGGGUGAAGAAGCUGGAAAAAGCAGCUGGAACUAAACUGAACUGGUGGGCUUAAGGCCCCUGUAUUUAUACUACUAUUUAUAUUACUGGAAAGUUCUAGAAGUUACUCCAAGUUUACUCAGCACUGAAUCUAUCUGGAAUGUUCUGGAAAAUAGGUAAAUUUCAAAAUAUCACUGUCCUGGUCACAAAAGCAAAGUUUGUGGGGAAUAAUAGCCAUUUUCUAUACUUUUGAGGCAUGAGCAAUUAGGAAAUAACACUUACUACCCAGGAACCAAAAAAAAAAAAAAAAUUGUUACACGGUGAUAUCACUCAAAACUGUGUUCCUCCCAAGUUUUUCUCCUACCCUAGAGCACUGUUUCUCAAACUUUUUUGGACCUCUUGUCUGUGGAACUUGACGCCUCCCCCCACCCCCCACUUUGUUUUAAGUAAAUACACAUAGGUUAAGAUGUGCGUGGCCCCCCAGGAUACAUUGUGCGGCCCCCAGUGUGCGAACCAUAGCCCUAGAGUACUCCAGCUGAAAUACCUGAAUCAUACUUUCUGCAUUCAGAUCUCUUUUUCAGAGAUGACACCAAACUGUUGCUCUUUCAGUUUACGAAAAUCCUUGCUUUCUUCAUUCCUAAAAGGGGGCAGAGAUAGCAUUGAGGGUAAACAGUAAGAAGUAUUGAAGGUGUGGAGGCAAGUGAAUAUGCAGUUAGUACUAGGAAAAGACAAUAAGGGUACAAAGAUGAUUAAAGGGGGGCUCAUAUGGAGACAAGGACAAAAGAAUGUGAGGAAUCUGAAGCAAGGAUUACAUCUAGUCGACUUUCGUGAGCAAAAAAUACAACCAGGUAUCUGGUAAUGAUCUGACUGCCAGUGAGGAGCAGUGGAAAUAGCAAACAAGCACUUCUCUAAACCCUGCUCUGCUCCAUACAACCAGUUGCUACCAACAAGUUGGAUCGGUCUGAGCCCUGCUUAACUGGGGUUAUUUAACUCCGAGAUAUCAUAGUAUUGCUCCAGAUACACCUCGUGGCAUACAUAUUGCAUUGCAAGGAUUUUCCGUUUUUUUUUUCCUCAUAUUUUACAGCACUUGCUUUGGAGAUAUUUUUCCUGUGUAUAGUUUACGAACCAAAUUUUGCCUGACAACCGCAGGCAUGACUAUCAGAGAGUCAUAUCUCUGCCCUUGUGUUGCAUUCGAUUAAAUUACUAAAGCUUGUUGUACUGUACGGUGCCAAUUCGAAGUCAAAAACACUCUGAACAGUCAAAACGUCCAAUUACGCAAGAUUAACACAAUGCACUGAUACACUAAAUGAGUCAUACCAUGAAAAUAUAACAGUUUGUUGCAUUGGAUAAGUCAUCGAUAUCAGAAUAUAUGGUAGGCAGAAGACUGUGUGUUAGGAUAUACCCAUCACCACAUUUCCAUUAGAUUGAUAUUGAUGACCUACCAGUGUCCCAAGCAAGCAUGUUCAUAGAAAUGCCCUUCUAUAAUACACACCUUAAAAGGGAUAUCCACUCUGAGUAACAAUCCCUGCCUUCGCUGGUUGUAAACUUUCCAGAGUAUAAGAGAGCUUUUGUUCAGGUGGUAUUACCUGUGAGGGGGGUGGUGGUUGAGGGGGAGAAGGGUUAUGGAUAUUAGAAUGAUAUUAAUGUCAUAUCUGAGAAACAAGUAAAAAAACAAGUAGAAGCAUGUUUAUGGAAUAUGUAAGGGGGUGAACGCUGUAUAUACAUUGAAGUGCAGUUUUCUUAAUUAUAAAAAAAAUUGUUCAUUCUUGUAGAAAUUAUAACUAAAAUACAUAAGGGUUUGUGCUGAGUACCGUAUUCUUUAGGAGAUUUAUUCUAUGUUUACAUUGACUAUAAUAACUUCUUACACUAAUGUCAAUAUUAUUUGAUUUUCAUCAAGACUUUGACUGAACUUGAGUUACAAUGAAUUUAUUUUGAAAUUACUGCCAGUGUAAUGUCUUUUCAGCGUUUUAUUUAUUUGAGAAUAUGGAAAAACAAUUCCACGAUCUUACCAGCAGGUGGCGCAUUUAUCCAAGUUUUUGUUUCACACGGCAGGGGACUGUUCUGUUGCUAUAGUUACUAGGUAUUGUUGCGAGAUCUUUCGAAACUCCGGUGAAUCAUUACAUCUCAGUGUAAAAGCCAUACAGCAAUCAACGAAACCAAGAAAAAAAAAAAGAAAAAAAAAUGUUUCUCCAAAAUUGUCAAAAUUCUUAAUUUGCUGUAGUUUCUUUUCACGUUUGCACCAAAAAAAGCACCUACAAUUGCAUGGACAUAUCAUUUGAUUACAGCAUUCUAAAACACAUACAUGUCUUAAUACAGGUUGAACUGGCCAUUUCUCUGUCUGGAUGCAUGUUUUUUCCUGCUGUAUUUUAGGUUCAGUUUCCUAAUAAUAGGCUUCUAGGCAGGGGUUGGGUUGUGUGCAUUAAAACCUUAAAAUACUAUAGGGUGAUUUUGAAGUCGAUUACUUCCCCCAUGUAUCCCUUCAUUAUCAGUACUGGAGGUAAUUGUAAAGUUGACCCUGUCUUUUAUGGUAUAUGCAAGAGGAUCUGUCACCCAAAGUGCAAAACAGUAAGCCACUCUUAUUCCACGAGGGAGAGAGUCAGCUGUAAAGAGAACACAAUAGAUAGUUAAUGUUCUUCCCCCUGUCUUUAGAGUUGUUGUCAGUUGGUAGUCUACCAUGCACGAGACAACAGCUAUGGCAAAAUAAGGUGUUCUAAACUCUGCUAUAUUGAUUGCCAGAGAGUGGCUUCAUCAUCAUUAUAUAUAUAUAUAUAUAUAUAUUAUUCCUAUAUAUGUGUCUAUAUAUUCUUAUUUUUUAUUUUCAAAUUGAAACACACUGCAACGUAAAGUCACCUUUUAAUAUAAAGACCACUCCUGUAUUCAGUAUUAAGGCCACCAUCAAGUCUUCAAAGAAGAUGAAUACAUUGGGACAGAGCUGGUAACCAUAUCUAAAGGAGUGCUGUUGUAUUCAUGUAUUUGCACUUUAUUAUUAUUUGUUUAUUUAGCAGAUGCCUUUAUCCAAGGCGACUUACAGAGACUAGGGUGUGUGAAUCAGCUGCAGUGUCACUUACAACUACGUCUCACACGAAAGACAGCACAAGGAGGUUAAGUGACUUGCUUGAAAUGAGUCAGUGGCUGAGGUGGAUUUGAACCGAGGACUUCCUGGUUACAAGCCCGGUUCUUUAACCACUGGACCACACAGCCUCCUUUAUAUGCUCCCCUAUCUUUUAGAUUAGUUACUUGCAAGGCAAUGCAAGCCUGGACACGUAUGUAAUACAUACAAUGAACCUUUAAAUAAUAAUAGGGCACAGUGUUAAAAUACACAUGAAUUAAAGCCUUUUCAUGUGUAGAAAAAAUAGAUCACUUCAGCACCUCAUAUGAUUCAUUUUUUAAUGUUUUUUUUUUUUUCAAUAUUGUUUUUGUGUCACCGGUGAGAUUUCUGAUGUUAUUAUUUUACAAAGAACUGCCUAUUUUAAUUGUUUAAAAAUGUUUUACAUAAAAACAAAAAAAAGAAUGGAAUUAAAAGUCUGGAAUGUACAAAAAAGGGAUGUAUUAAAAAUUGAAACCCUUUCUUG
Messenger RNA from Acipenser ruthenus (sterlet), 7890 nucleotides. Its product is annotated as receptor expression-enhancing protein 2-like. The transcript has 8 exons. Bases 165 to 983 code for a protein of 272 amino acids. Gene Ontology annotation, cellular component: endoplasmic reticulum tubular network; cytoplasmic microtubule; endoplasmic reticulum membrane. The record is from RefSeq and is a predicted model, not a curated record. Lineage: Eukaryota; Metazoa; Chordata; Actinopteri; Acipenseriformes; Acipenseridae. Gene Ontology annotation, biological process: endoplasmic reticulum tubular network organization. Gene Ontology annotation, molecular function: taste receptor binding; microtubule binding.